Molecule: messenger RNA, 633 nt
Organism: Lactuca saligna
Lineage: Eukaryota; Viridiplantae; Streptophyta; Magnoliopsida; Asterales; Asteraceae
Source: the annotation of a GenBank genome assembly
AUGAUUCAACAAGUUUGGGUGUUUAGUAACACAUUUGGCAACAAGGUUUGUAGGUCUGAAAUACAGAACUUGCCAAGGCAGAAAUCUCACCAUUUUGGAAGAUUUGUUAUGUGUUUAUUAGAUGUUAGAAGGAGUAACUGGCUAACUACUUUAAUGCAAUCAGGGUAUGGUCGUUCUCUAUUUGAGUCCCUCCUUCCGCUGAUUUUGGGGCAUGAUAUUAGUGGUGAAAUUGCAGCAAUUGGGCAAGAAUUUUUUAGGGCACUUCAUCCAACAUCUAUGAGAGGCACUUACACCGAUUAUGCCAUUCUUGCAGAAGAUCAACUUACCCCAAAACCAUCAACAAUCUCACACGUGACACGUGGAUGCAAGUGCAAUUCCUUUUGCUGCCCUAACAGCAUGAUGGUAUUAGUGGUGGGUGGAGGAGGAGCUGUAGGUUACUCUGCAGUUCAACUAGCUGUUGUAGCAGGCUGUGCGAUUUUAGCUACAUGUGAAAGUGAAAGCAUAGAUCGCCUCUUGGCAGCUGGUGCUGAACAUGCACUCGACUAUACCUUUGAGGAUCUGGAAGUAAGAUUGAAAGGAAAGUACAAUGUUGUUUUAGACCCGAUUGGUAUACAACAAACGGAACAAUUAUGA